Messenger RNA from Frankliniella occidentalis (western flower thrips), 1029 nucleotides. RefSeq lists its product as uncharacterized. NCBI's taxonomy places the organism in Eukaryota, Metazoa, Arthropoda, Insecta, Thysanoptera, Thripidae. The transcript is spliced from 8 exons. The record is from RefSeq and is a predicted model, not a curated record. Gene Ontology annotation, molecular function: protein binding. Bases 31 to 921 code for a protein of 296 amino acids.
AUUACUAUUAUUUAGGAACGUACUUUCGACAUGCAUGCGCAAGAUUUGAACGAUGAAGCAAAACAGCCGUUACAUUUCUUAGACCUCGACACGUUGUGCGCGGGCAAAGUAGAGUUCGUGAAAAUGAAUAUCACGCUGGAUUACGUUAAGAAAAUGACCGAGGACCUGUGGGAUGGGCUAGGGGACGGGGAGCUGUUGUCCUGGUCUCCGGCUGCGGUGGCCUGCGCUACGGCGGCCUUUCUUAUGGUGCCUGUGACAGUCGCCCUUCUUAAGAAAUGCAAGCAGGGCACUCCUGCUCUGGAUAAACACGCCGAACUGUUGUCAUCAGUCCAUUUCUAUUCAGGAUCACCACCUGAUGCCAAUAACAAUAAGCGUUGUAUUGAAUUGCUGAGUAAAUUUCCUGAACUAGUCAAUCAGCCAUUGACAAAGGAUCAUUAUACUUCCCAUGGGUAUACUCCUUUUCUGAGAGCUUGUUGGAACAAUAAUUUUGAAUUAAUCAAGUUCAUGCUAUCUGCUGGUGCUGAUAUUCGUCUCACAAAUUCAGAUGGUGAGACAGCACUCUAUCUAGUUGCGUAUAGAGUUAGUAAAAGUCAGACGUGGGAUCCAAAAGCACUUAAUCUGCUGUGGAAUGCUGGAUGUUCAGUGGAUGACGUAAAUGUUCACAACAACUCGAUGCUUCACUUAGCAGCCAAGGCAGGGCAUGCAACUUUAACUCGUUGGCUCUUAUUGCAUGGAGCUGAGCCUAAAGUAAUGAAUGAAGCUGGCUACACCCCGUACAAGUUGGCGCUAAAGAAAGGUUCAACGGCACACAAGCUUGUGGCAGCUUUAUUGGAUCAUCGAGCUACUACCAAUGAAGAUCGGAAGGUGGUUGUGCGCUCUGAUGGAGUAUAUUUGGAGCGCGGUGUAUCAUCAUUGUUGUAGUAAGCUACAUAACUUACUGUUUUGUUUUUUGAAUUGAACAUGUACAAGACUAGUUACUUAUUUUAUCUGUAAAUUUGUAACAUAUGUAGCUAUUUUAUUUUUUAUUUU